Messenger RNA from Branchiostoma floridae (Florida lancelet), 3494 nucleotides. RefSeq lists its product as uncharacterized. Gene Ontology annotation, molecular function: protein binding. Lineage: Eukaryota; Metazoa; Chordata; Leptocardii; Amphioxiformes; Branchiostomatidae. The record is from RefSeq and is a predicted model, not a curated record. The coding region runs from base 183 to 3317 and encodes 1044 amino acids. Gene Ontology annotation, biological process: regulation of apoptotic process. The transcript is spliced from 13 exons.
GUGCAUUAUGGGUACGAACUUUUGGCCCGACACCAAGCAUCUAUUUUUACUUCCGCAUUCGUCGUUGGAAACUACGAUCGACACAAACGUUGGAAAACCCAAGUAACUGUAGUUGAAUAUCUUCGUAUUAAAGAAGAAAGCUAACGGGGCUUGCCCGGAGUUUCGAUUGUUGACGCAGCAAAAUGGAUACACGUGACCGCAACAAGCUUCGCAUGAACCACCGCGAACUGAAGAGGACGGUCUCCACACGUUACAUCACGGGCUACCUGUACGAGAAGGGCACCCUGACCAUCGACGAUGUCGACCGGAUCAACACGCAGCCUACAGAGGCAGACAAGAUGGAGACCCUCCUCUUCAUGCUGCCCAGGAAGGGCGACGGAGCCUUUCAGAAGUUCUGCUCGGCCCUGAAGGAGAAGCACGAUGGGGCGUCUCUGUACAGAGAGUUGGCAGAGAAAUUGGAGUCAACUUUGUCAGAUGACGAAAGGGAAGGCCAGCAAGGGUCCUCCCCUGAUAUCCCAGAGGACGUUGCUCGCUGGGACCUCCUGCGGAAGCACCGUCGGGAUAUCGCCACCUGCCUGGACACAGAGAAGACCUGCUUGCUCCUCAUCAACUCCGACGUCCUGACCGAGAGGGAGCGCAACGUGAUCGAGAGGGAAGAGUCUCCACCCGAGAGGGCCCAGACUCUGCUUCGCAUUCUCCCCACCAAGGGGACCAAAGCGUUCCAUGCCUUCCGAGAGGCCCUCAAAGAGCAGGGUCGGGAUGACCUGGCAGCCCUCCUGGCCGGCCAACCCGGUAAAAUCUACAACCCCAUAAGCAACGUUGCCAAGUCGGUGAGCCACUUCUACACCUCCGAGGAUGUCAAGAGGGUCCGUCGUGCCAUGGGAGACAGACAGUUUGUUAUCGUGCUGUCUGGCAUCACCGGAUCGGGGAAGACCCAGGUGGCCUUGUCGCAGGCGGAGUUGUUCGUGGAGCGCCAUCCCACAGCCGUGGUGUGGAGGCUGGAUGGGCACGACAAGAAAAGUUUUCUCACCGACAAGCAGAAUCUCCUGGAGAAGCUGAAGGAGAAGGUGCCGACCGAUGACAGCCAAGUAGAUGCCAGCGUGGCGAAAGCGCUCGACAACCGAAAGACCCCAGUCCUGCUGAUCUUAGACGACCUCGACGACGGUCUGUUCCUGUCGCCCGACUUGCUGAAACCAAGGGAGGAGUCGAAAGUUCUGCUCAUCACUCACCGCAAGCGUCUCCAGCAGCCAGCAAACGUCUCCAUCCCAGAAGACGCCUACAUUCUCAUCAACGGCUUCUCAAAUGACGAGGCAAAGGAUUUCCUGCGAAUGCAGCUGCCAUAUCAUCCUCCUGACGAACUGGCGUGUUUGGCGUCGAAGUUCAGUGGUCUCCCACUGGGACUGGCGGCAGCUCGCAGCUACCUGCGCCAAACGAAGACAAGCGUGGAAAACUACCUGACUCUACUGGAGAAGAAAGAGACUGCGUCUAAAUUGGAGGAGAAAGCAGACGAGUGGAUGUCGCAGUUCUACGAGAAACCAGAGCUCCAGCAAACGGGCAGAAACCUUUUCGCUGCCCUGCGUUUGGCAGUCAGCAAACUGGACCAGCAGACAAAGUCGAUGUUCCAGUUGACCGGUUACAUGGACCAGAGUCGGAUCCCCAUCGUGAUCCUGAAGGAGGACGUGAAUGACUCGCCCGCCAUGAGAAGCAUGGCGCUAAACCAACUCGUCAUGCAGGUGGAGGACUUGUCCCUCGGAACCGUCGACGGCAUCGACAACGACCGCCUGCUCUCUGUUCACGAGGUGACGCAGCUGGUUAUGCGCCUGUCGUUUACCGAACAACAGGAGAAAGAACGUCUGAAGAAGAUCCAGAACAUACUUCUCAAGUACUUCGUCAAGGACAACCGAUACACCAAAUCUGGACGGCUGACUGAACUUCUCCAGCCUCAUGUUGGGAAGGUACUGCGGCACUCCAGGGAUGCUAACGACGACGGGAGCUUCUCCUUGGCACUGGCCCGCCUGAGCGAAGUGUACGGUUUCAUGAACACCCAGUGUGGGAUGCCUGGCAACGCAGAGGAACAUCUCAGAGCCGCCAAGGAUCACCUUGAGGAACUUGCCGGUAUCAACUGGGUUGAAGUCAACUCCAAGAUAGCUGAACAGCUGCAGCAAUACAAAAGUUUUGUCUCCUAUGACGAGCAGGGUAGUGUUGAAGAGAAAAGCAUAAAGGAAGCUGAAGCCCUCUACUGGAAGCUGUCCGAGGCGAGCAAGCGGCUGCCCGACGAGGUGUUCACCACCAUGAUCCAGAGCAAGGUGAUCGCAGAGCAAGACUUGGCCCUGUUCCGCGCGCUUGAUAAAGUCCCCGCAGGUUUGGUCCAGUCUGUCAGGGACAAGGAGCCGCUGACAGCAGGGCAGUACCAGAAGAUGGUGGAGGGCGGCAUCGCCAUUCCCAUCGAGCGCAUGAAGGAGGUGUACCUGCCGGAGCUAUACGCCUCCAUCAACUACUCCCUGGGACGCUGCUUCUUCUACAUGAAGGAAAAAUAUGCAGCCGAUCCGGUUGGGAAAGACGGCCUCAUCAAAAACAUGCGACUCGCCUUCCACGUGUGUAAGCAAAUCAAGAACCAUGCUGGGAUAUCAGUUCUGCACAAGUUCCUGUCUGAGACCAACGCCCUUCUGUAUCUGCGUCUAGAGGAAGGAGGGAAGAGUCCAGACGACCUCAGAAGGGAUAUCGAGCACGCCAUCCAGAGGUACUCAGAGUUCGUGGAGGGAAGAGGAGAAUACUUUGAAUUCGGCGUCCUGAAGAAGUCCGGGCAAGACAGCUAUGGCCUGAUGAUGUGCCACCGCCAGCUCGUGAAGUGUUUCAACAUGCUCAUCAACCUGGCCGACUCUGAGGGAGAACGGCUAGCGUGUAUCGAGAAGGCACAAAAAGAAUGCGAGAAGAUGAUCAAGCACGCAGAAAAUCAGGUGCAGAAGGACGACUAUGGGAAGAUCGUGGAGCGGCCAGAACGAUUGGCAGUUUUCUACAACACAGCAGGAAGAUUCCUUGCUGACGAUGGCGACAGUAUGAAGCUCGAUGAGGCACUUGACAUGUUCCAAAAGGCGUAUGACCUCGAGACAGAGAGGGAAAAGGAAGACUACCCCUUGUCGGACGCCCUGUUUGGGCUGGCCGAGGGUCUGGUACGUCGUAAGCAGGGCGACGAUCUCGAGAAAGCAGGGCGUUACGUUGGCGAGCUCUUGGAGUUGUACAACAGAAAAUGGCCAGACAAGAGGGUUGAGAUCGAGAGAGCCAAAAACAUAAGAGCUCAGAUUACUCAGCAUAAGUAGACAGCAUAUCCGGCAAUGAAAUUCUGUUCAGAGCCCUCGCCGCACUCAGAAACAUCAAACUUGUGUGUUGAGCUUCAUCAUUUUAAUUUGUGAGAAACAGAUCGGGUGACAAGUGUGUGUGUUUUGUGUUAUUUGUUUGCGCAUAAUUUACUCAUGAUUUUUAUAUCACUAGAAUUU